AUGGCGCCGCCACAGGGACAAGCGUCCUAUAAGAAACAACCCGGCGUACUGGCCAUCUCAAAAGACCGCAAGUCGGUAUCAUGGACUCCAGCACAACCACCCGACGCGGCUCCGGCGUUGGUGAUAUCCGCAGCGAACAUUACCAACCUCCAACAGACGCCUGAAUCGAGUGCCAAAGUGAUGUUAAAGAUAUUCGCGCAGCUUCCCGGUCAAGCGGAACCGGUGGCUCACGUCUUCACAUUUACAUCUCCCAAAAAUGCUAGAGGUGAGGCUAACGCCAUCAAAGACGCUUUGGCAAGCUCCAUCCAGGCACAGAAGGCGGCUCAGACUGCGGCGGCGGCGACCCCUCCCUCAGCAAAUGGGGGAACCAGCAACUCAUGGGAGGAUGACGAGCGGUUAAUCACAGACGUCAAACUACAGCAGUCAUUAAUGCAGGAAGCCCCGAACCUGCAGAGGACAUUCAUUCAAGCUCUUAGCCUCAAGCCUGAGUCGAUAUCGGUGACGCAGUUCACUCAACAAUUCUGGUCCUCCCGUGUCCAUCUUCUACGUGCCCACGCCAUUGCUCAAAGCCAAGGCCGAGGCAAAUACAACGUGUUCUCCGAAUUACGUCGCGAGGAUGGAGGAACCAAGCUCAGCUUGACGCAAGAUCAUGUGCGCGCCAUCUUCGAGCAGUAUCCUGUCAUGAGGACCAUCUACGAUCGGGUUGUUCCCCACCGAUGCAAAGAUGACACGGAAUUCUGGUCGCGCUUCUUCCAGAGUCAGCUGUACAUGAAACUUCGCGGUCUCAAGUUCGAUCCGACAAAAGAAUCUCGAGACAAGUACCUCGACACGGACGAGUUUCUUAACCACCCCGAAUUGACCGGACUUCGACCGACGUCAACCGAACUGCACAUACCCAAAUUUAUCGAUUUGGAAGGGAACGAAGAAAAUCACAGUCAGCGCAAGGGCAAUCGCCCGGACGGCGAGCUUCGACCCACAGCGCUGGAUAGGGCGCCUAUCAUUCGUAAGUUGAACGCCUUGAGCGAGAAGUUGAUGGCCUCCGUCCGGCCAGCGGACGUCGAUGCCUCAGCCCCUAUUGGUAUGUCAGAAGCAGAGUACGAGAGGCUUCGCCUCCGCGAUCUGUCAGGCGACCCAGAACAACAUCGGAUUAUUCUGAACAUCCGGGACCAAAGCCGUUUCUUCUCUGACAACAACCGAUCUUCCACGGACGACAACAACCCGUUUCGUGGCCUCAACCCAACCGCAGCCAUUCAAAAUGUUUACAACGACAUCGCAAGCCACUUCCCGCUGCCGGGAACUGGCGUGAUCCCCAUUGAGGCCAACGACGCCACGGACGAUGACGAGAUGGACGAAGACUCUGCCGGGGCACGGCCCGAAUCAGGGUCGUCUGCUGCCAUGAAGCACAUCAUGUCUCUGGUCCAAGCACACCGUGACCAGACGAAACAGAUCCCCAUCGCCUCGGGACUAAGCACGGCCAUCUACGACCGGCUGACGCUGACGCAUGCCACGACCAUCGAGUUCCUGCGACAAUUCUGGAAUGCAUUCUUGUCGGGCGACCCAGCUCGCGCGAACCAAGUGGCUUCACUAGUUGAAAGCUUGAACAGGGCGCUCGACCGCAUCAAUAUCAUUGCCGAUGAUGCAGAGAAGGAGAGACAGGAGCAUAUCCGAGCCCAGGAGCGCAGUCUUGAAGAACGGUUCCGCAAGACCGGACGCAGACAUCGUUUGGAUCACAGCGCCAUUCAGGGCGGCGGCAACGUCGUCAGGGAGCUGCUUGGCCCCGUCAUCAAGAGUCUGGCCAACGUCGUCGACAGGUACAAGCAGGCUUUUGAGGAACAAUCCAAAGGCAUGAGCCAAGGAUGA
This is a messenger RNA of Exophiala dermatitidis NIH/UT8656, 1860 nucleotides long. RefSeq names its product transcription initiation factor TFIIH subunit H1. The record is from RefSeq and is a predicted model, not a curated record. Lineage: Eukaryota; Fungi; Ascomycota; Eurotiomycetes; Chaetothyriales; Herpotrichiellaceae. The transcript has a single exon. Bases 1 to 1860 code for a protein of 619 amino acids. Gene Ontology annotation, cellular component: transcription factor TFIIH holo complex; transcription factor TFIIH core complex. Gene Ontology annotation, biological process: transcription by RNA polymerase I; transcription by RNA polymerase II; nucleotide-excision repair.